Molecule: messenger RNA, 288 nt
Organism: Protopolystoma xenopodis
Lineage: Eukaryota; Metazoa; Platyhelminthes; Monogenea; Polystomatidea; Polystomatidae
Source: the annotation of a GenBank genome assembly
AUGCAAUCGUUCCCUCGCACCCACUCUGACCCUCUUGUCUCGCCUAAAGGCUGGCUCGUGCAUUUCUCAACUCGAGUGCUCAGCUUCCGGCCGGCGAUGCAUGUUCACAAACAUGACUCAAGACCCCAGCCUGCCCAUCUGCCCGUCUUUCUGCUCGUCUGUCCUUGUGUGUGCCCGCCCGCUCAGACGUCACGCCCUAACCUGUCUGCACAAGUGGCAAUUCGGCCAGUGGCUGUACAGGUUGGCGUGGCCAUGCUGCACACCUACAUACAUGCUAUGAUGGCAUAG